Molecule: messenger RNA, 2400 nt
Organism: Panicum virgatum (switchgrass)
Lineage: Eukaryota; Viridiplantae; Streptophyta; Magnoliopsida; Poales; Poaceae
Product: rhamnogalacturonan I rhamnosyltransferase 1-like
Exons: 8
Coding region: 355-1833 (492 amino acids)
Cellular component (GO): cytoplasm
Source: RefSeq, a predicted model, not a curated record
UUGCCACCCACCGAUGUGUCGAGGCGUGAGCGCGCCAAAUGCUCACGUCGUGCCUACCGCCGCACGCGCCCGCCUCGUCCCACUCCUCGGUUUCUUCUUCCUCCCACCGCGACGCCCGAGACCCGAUCCCGCAUUAAACUAAUCAUCGCCCAAAAGCUUCGCUAAUCUCCUCCAAACGCCGUUGCCUCCACGCUAAUCGGCGGCUCGCCCCCUUUUAAUCGCAGCCGCCGCCGCCGCAGCCGCCUCCUUCCUGGUGCCGCCACCUGCUGGUGGCAUAGCACGAGCAGGGCAGGGGUGGUGGUGUGCGGGUUGGGACUCGGCGGGAGUUGGGAGGGAGGUUGGUGGAGCCGCGGGAUGGUGGCCGUUGGCGGAGGGGGGCGGCGGAGGCGGGCGUGGCGGUGGGCCAUGCGGGCGGCGGCCAGCGCCGUGCUGUGGACGGCGGUCGUGCAGCUCGCCUCCAUCGCCGGGCUGUUCCGCCCGCGGGUCUUCGCGGACUGCGGCGGCGGCGGCGCGGCGGGAGGCGGACUGGGCGCCGCUGCCGCGGGACUCGCCGCGCUCGCCGGCGAGGACAGCGUCGCGGCGAAGCUCUCGCCGCCGGCGCUCGUGCCCAAGAGAAUUUAUAAAAGCAAUGGUUAUCUACGAGUGACUUGCAAUGGUGGUCUCAAUCAAAUGCGAGCUGGGAUAUGUGAUAUGGUGACUAUAGCACGCCAUCUAAAUCUAACACUAGUGGUCCCUGAACUGGACAAAAAGUCUUUUUGGGCCGAUCCAAGUGAUUUUGGAGAUAUUUUUGAUGUGGAUCACUUCAUUAGUUCCCUCAGAGAUGAGCUGAUGAUUGUUAAAGAACUGCCUUUGAAACUCCAGUUAAGAACUAAGAAGAGACUAUACUCGAUGCCUCCUGUCAGCUGGUCGAAUGAAACAUACUACCUGAAGCGGAUAUUACCUCUUGCAAGGAAGCACAAAGUGAUCCAUUUUGAUAAAUCAGAUGCUCGCCUUGCAAACAAUGGCCUUCCGAUUCAGCUCCAGAUGCUGCGUUGCCGCGUAAACUUUGAGGCUUUGAGAUUCACUCCACAGAUAGAGGCCCUUGGCAAAAAACUUGUCUCCACCCUCCAGAGAAAUGGGCAAUUUGUUGUGCUUCAUUUGCGCUAUGAAAUGGACAUGCUCUCCUUUUCAGGCUGCACACAUGGCUGCUCUAGUAAAGAAACCGAGGAGCUCACUAGAAUGAGAUAUGCUUAUCCAUGGUGGAAAGAAAAGGAGAUCGAUUCUGAAGCAAAGAGGCUUGAGGGACUUUGCCCCCUCACACCAGAAGAAAUUACUCUAGUUCUUAAAGCUCUAGGAUUUACAAAAGAUACACUGAUAUACAUUGCUUCUGGUGAAAUUUAUGGUGGUGAAAGGCGCUUGGCUGCGCUCAAGGCUGCAUACCCUAAACUAGUGAGGAAGGAGAAGAUUUUAUCUCCUGAUGAAUUGCGGCCAUUUCAGAACCAUUCGACCCAGAUGGCAGCACUGGAUUACAUGGUUUCUUUAGCAAGUGAUAUUUUCAUUCCCAGCUAUGAUGGAAAUAUGGCAAGGGUUGUUGAAGGUCACCGCAGGUAUAUGGGUUUUCGCAAGACCAUUGUAUUGGACAGAAAGAAGCUCGUUGAACUCUUGGACCUUUUCCAAGGAGGUGCACUAUCUUGGGAUGAAUUCUCAGGUGCAGUGAAGGAGGCACACAAGAGCCGCAUGGGCCGACCUACAGAAAGAAAGAUCAUCCCUGGGCAGCCCAAGGAAGAGGACUAUUUCUAUGCAAAUCCUCAAGAAUGCCUUGGCUCCAAUGGGGGAUUAAGAGACGUUUCCUGAAAAUGCUUCCUGGAAACGUGUUGCCAAUGAAUACUGGUGCCUCGACCCAAUAGCACACCUGAUUGUUCGUUGACAUACUCACCUUUGUACAGCUGACCAAAGGCCCUCUCUGCUUACUAAGCAUUUACUUCAGGUACAUGCAGGUUCACAAAUCAAAUGCUUACAACCAGAAUCGUCACAGAAUAAAGCAGAAAAAGAAGCUGAAAUCCUCCGGGUUCAGAAAGAAGAGAUGCCGCUUGUGCAUCCAGUCUGCUCCUUUUCCACCAUCUGUUAUAGAUGUUGUAAUCCUUUUGUUCACCAGUCAGUUUUCUCACUCCGCUGUUUCACACUCCCAUUUUGCUGCGCCCCCCAAUUUUUUUUUUUUGAGGGGCAGCAUCCCUGAUGAUGCCCCAGUAGAAGCUCAGUUCCCUGAAAGUUUCUUGUACUGACCAGUCACCAAAACCAUUAAAAUUCUCAACUGAUAGACGGUUUCUGACAAAUUACUCUAGAGAGUUGAAUUAAUGUAGAUUGAGCAGUUAUUUUGUUUGCAGCAUCUGAUCUAUAGAUUUUGUGCUUAUUUUUAUCGAA